AUGGGACUCGAAACCCCGCGGGGCGAGGGCGACGGCGAGGGCGCCACCAUAUCAUUUCGUCUGCGUAGACGGAAAUACGGACGGUACGUGCUUGACCACAGUGUCGAGCCUGGGCCUCAUGCCCGCUUCCUCCGUCGUGAGCAGCCAUCCAGCAAUUCAACAGGCGGCCUAAAGAAGGAGGCCUCAGAACCAAAGAACCAGUCAGCGGCAUACAAAGUCAUGGGCAGGAACUUAGAGGAAUCUGCUAUGGAACAGCCGCUUCUUCCCCGGGAAGGUCUCUGAUGCUGUCUGGGAGAAGGCUGCUGAUGCUCAUAAAGUAUGGCGGACGGCUGCAAAGAAGUGCCGGGACACAAUGGGCAAAAGCCCCAUCCCGAACUUUCUGCUCGAUGCGCUCCUCGUCGUGACGUUUCUGCGGGCCUUGCUACGGCAGGAAGCUUGGACCAAAGGGAAAGGGUUUUAUGGACCGUCAAAUAUCAAAAGAGAUUUCUCUGUCAAGUGUCAAGAACCAUCUAAUAUGAAAAUCACAUCUUUCUUAGAAUGAGGACAUCUCUCGUGGGUAACCUGGGCGUGACGGAUGAUCGCUGAGACAUUUUCGGCUCCGAAUCGCGUGCAGAUUGAGAUCUUGAGACGGAUUUGUCUCGGUCAUUACUCAAGUUAAGCUGUGGAUGGGCAUCGAUUCUACGCUGAGGAAUUUUGAUCAUUAGAUGUUAUUGUGUGGAGAUGCGGAACAGCCUCUCUAUUCCCGCAGUACGUUAGCUAGCGC
This is a messenger RNA of Klebsormidium nitens, 763 nucleotides long. NCBI's taxonomy places the organism in Eukaryota, Viridiplantae, Streptophyta, Klebsormidiophyceae, Klebsormidiales, Klebsormidiaceae. The record is from the annotation of a GenBank genome assembly.